AUGUCCAACAUAACAACAGAAGACGGCAUGGACAAACCAAACACCAUGCACAGAGAAAACAAUACAGACGACCUUGAGCUCGAAGCUCAGGGCUACAAACGCGCCAUGCCGCGACGAUUUUCAUUGUUAUCACUCCUCUCGCUCUCUUUCGCUCUUACAGCUAGCUGGAAUGGUUUUGGAAGCGCUAUUGGCACAGGCCUUGUUGAAUUUUCUGCCUCCGGAGUACUUUGGACGCUCAUCAUUGCGGCUACUAUGAGUUGGAUCGUGUCACUGGGUAUGACAGAGCUCUCUUCUGCUUAUCCAAAUUCCGGAGCCCAGUAUUACUGGUCAUUUCGCGUCGCAGCCCCUGAGUGGGCGCCCUUUGCUUCUUUUGUUUCUGCCUGUGUCAGUACAGCUGGCUGGUGGCUUGGGAACGCCAGCGUGGCCAACUUUAUCGCGGCAAUGAUCCUGGCUAUGGUGAAGAUAUCCAUUCCAGAAUACACCAUUCAACCAUGGCAUCAGUGGCUUCUUUAUACGGCAGUCCUCUGGCUGGCCGUGGCAAUCAAUGUAUUUGGUAGUCGAUUCGUGCCGCUAUUUUCUAAGUUCUUUCUCUACUUUUCACUGGCAUCACUUCUCGCAACUAUUAUUGCUAUCCUUGCCUGCGCUGCUCCCAACUUUCAGAAAGCCUCCUGGGUGUUUGGGGACACCACCAAUUCUACCGGUAGGGACAACAAAGGACUCCUUUUUAUAUUAUGCCUAUUGAACAAUGCGUACGGGUUUAUGGGCACUGAUGCCGGCGCUCACCUGGCGGAGGAGAUACCAAAUCCUAUGAUCAACGUUCCCAAGGUCAUCGUCAUGCCUGUAUUCAUCGGGUUAAUCACGACAUGGCCGUUUGCUCUUGCUUGUCUGUUUGUCAUUGUCGAUGUGGAAAGAGUCAUCGCUCCGCCGAGCGGACUCCCUUUGAUCGAGAUUUACUAUCAAGCCACUGGAAGCAAGGCUGCGACAAUUGCGCUUCUGGCGGCCUUCGCAUUGUGUAUGUUUGGCUGUGCAACUGCCAAUAUCGCCGGCUCCAGUCGUCAGAUUUGGGCGGCAUCGCGAGACAAUGCCUUUCCUGGUUCUCGUUGGUGGUCUCAAGUAUCCCCUCGCUUCCAGAUGCCUCUGAAUGCGGCUGUUCUCUCCGCUGUCUUCGCCAUGGCGAUUAUACGGCCUAAUUUUUCUUGGAUCAUCAACCGCCUUUGCAUCUAUGCCGCCACUAGGCAUGACUCUGACCCUGAUUGCCGCUGGUCGCCGCCAAGGCCACAUGCUGCCAAGCGCCUGAGGUUUCGCUUCCAGGGCCCGCGACAACCUCAUCUUGCUGCGCUGUUCGACAUCGUGAUGGAUUAUGGCCCUUCAACAUCUCGCAAAGGUCGCCCACCAAGACUGGCCAGAAAUGACUGUCAUACAUGCGUGGCACGGCGGCAGAAAUGCGACAAAGCAUGGCCCCGCUGCGAGAAUUGCCAGAGGUCAGGCAAGAUCUGUGGCGGGUUUGCAAUGCAGCUGUCCUGGCAGCCAGGGUUCUCUACUCACAGAAAGCCCGUCAAGAAGUCCAUCACGCGCAGGUUACGUUGGCACGCAUCCGCAGACUCGUCGGUUGCACGUCAGUUCGAGUUCAUCAACGAGCAUCCGGCAGAAUUGACAGAAGAUAAUGAGUCGGCUCUCACCUCGACAUCUCCUCACCCACCAGCACGGGCUGCCAGCAACGCCAGGCUCUAUUUGCCAUCAAAGCCCAGAACCGCCCUCCUCUGUCCGAGCCCGGCAGAAGGAGCACGUAAAGACCAAGGCGACACGGACCAACCAGAGCUUUCAAAUCUCGAUGAAUCAACCUUCUUCGAUAUGGACCAGACACCCUGGUAUCCGAACAAGAUGGAUGCAAUCGCGGAGUCGCAAUCUCGUUCCAACAGUGCUGAAGAAAAGAGCCACUGUGCGACACCGCCCGGGGAGCAUUGGAGCUAUCAGGCCAUCCUCCCAGUUAUUUCAGACAAUCUUGACAUUUUUCAUGGCGUCCCGAGUCUACCGUUCUCGGGGGGGCCAUCUACUUCCACAUACAGAGACCUACAGGCAUUUUCAUCCCAUUUCCUUCACACGAUGCCCGCAAGCGUUGUGUACGACGGACAGUUCCAGCGGCUGGAACCUAUAUUCGAACGAUACAAUAACGAGUUCUGUGUCAUCCCAUUGACGUUGGACUUGCCCUUGAAUCCGUUCCGCUACCGCACGGCGGCCGUGAAAAGGUCUGGAUACCUGCUGCAUUCCGUGCUAGCUUUGUCAUGCCAUCAUAUCGACAAUUCGUCUUCGAGUGGUAGCGGAGAUCAGCUUUCGGAAACAAUCCUUGAUCACGGUCGAAUCGCGCUUCAAUUGUUCCGUCAGGCUCUCAACAGUGACAGCGUCGCUCAGAUGAGCUCUUCCUUGCUCGACACUAUUGUGAUCUUGUUCUCGUUGGAUGAAGCCUAUUCCCUCCUCGGAAGCUGGACGGCGCACUUGACUGGCGCAUACAGCAUUCUGGAAAUUGGUGGCGGCACAGCAGCGUGGACCAAGAAUCCUAGGACUGUGGUUCAGGUGGCUCUCCUCACGUGGUGGGAUGCCGUGAUAAGCUUGGUCAACCGAACGCCAUGUGUCUUUCCGUACGAAUAUUUCGAGUCCGUUCUGGCUUGCUGCGACGAUCGAAUCUGGACUUUUUUCGGAUUGUGCGGCUGUCCACAAAGUCUCGUGGUCUCGCUAGUCCAAUUAGCACACGCGGCAGCAGAAAAGCAGAAAUCUGCGUCGAUGCGCUGGGUUGUGUUCGACAACAGCCUCGUCUCAGAGAUCGAGCAGUCGCUCGAAGCUUGGAGUCAUACCCCGUCCGACACCGCGUUUGACGAUGAAGAGAGUAUGCAUCAAGACAUGGAUUGCAUGCAUUGUUCCGAAGCAUGGCGGAAUGGUCUUCUCCUCUACAUCUACCGUGUCUUUCGGUGGGAACCGGGCGACACACCUCCUAUGCAGGUAAUCAACCGCGCCAGAGUCAUCAUGGAUCACGCUUGUGCAUGCCGCGACGACCAAUUUGUUGCCAGACAGGCUCUACUGCCCCUUUUCUUUGCAGGUUGCGAAUUGACAGACCUCUCCGCACGGAAUAAGAUCAGAGUGCUAUGCUCUGUGUGGAAUGAACGAACUCGAUACCACAUGUUUGGCGCCAUGAUUCCACUGCUCGAAGAAGUCUGGACAGCCCAAAAGGCCCAUGGCCCUGAAUAUGUGUGGUGGGGCCAAAUAGUGGACAAAAAGGGCUCAGCUGAGUCGCGGCACUCGCUCCAGAUGCGGAUUUGCUUUGGCUGA
Molecule: messenger RNA, 3321 nt
Organism: Cladophialophora bantiana CBS 173.52
Lineage: Eukaryota; Fungi; Ascomycota; Eurotiomycetes; Chaetothyriales; Herpotrichiellaceae
Exons: 11
Coding region: 1-3321 (1106 amino acids)
Biological process (GO): transmembrane transport; regulation of DNA-templated transcription
Cellular component (GO): membrane
Molecular function (GO): transmembrane transporter activity; zinc ion binding; DNA-binding transcription factor activity, RNA polymerase II-specific
Source: RefSeq, a predicted model, not a curated record